Messenger RNA from Phoenix dactylifera (date palm), 2263 nucleotides. RefSeq names its product IQ domain-containing protein IQM2-like. Lineage: Eukaryota; Viridiplantae; Streptophyta; Magnoliopsida; Arecales; Arecaceae. The record is from RefSeq and is a predicted model, not a curated record.
CUCUUUCUUUCUCUCUCUCUCUCUCUCUCUGUGCCUGCUUCUGAGGUGAUCCUGCAGGCAACGGAGGCAAAGGAGAAGAUCUGUAACAUUGUUGCUCUUCUGGAAACCUGUUCAUUUUCCUGCCAUUCUGAUAAAGAAGGUGAAACAAAUCAUUUUGCUCCAACAUGGGGAUACCAUUUUCAUGCCCCGGAGCCGAUUACGCUGCUUUGGAUGAAUCGUUUGAAGCUCUCUUCAUGAGAUCUCUCAGUUUAGCCGACAAUGUGAGAUCAACCUUGCGAUCAGUCAGCUUCAAUGGCCGAGACUCCCAGCCCACCAUCCUCAAAACUUUUGGAUCUGGGAAGUUAAUUAUUGAAGGAUCCCUGAGCUUUAAUAGAAGGGAAAGGAGGGACACCUUUCACUUGGAAACGAAGUUCUCAAUGAAGAGUCCUACCUCUAAGAAAGAAAGUACCACAAGAUUAGUGGAUUCCAAAAAACCAAGGUUCAAUAAUUUACAAGAAAAGGCCCCAGAAUCACCAGUGAUUGUGCCAGACAGGCCAAAACAUGAAGCUGCAGUCAAGUUGCAGAAGGUCUACAAAAGCUUUCGGACAAGAAGACAGCUUGCUGAUUGUGCUGUUCUCAUAGAGCAGCGUUGGUGGAAAUUGUUAGAUUUUGCAUUGCUCAAGCGGAGUUCUGUCUCUUUCUUUGAUAUUGAGAAACCGGAAUCGGCUGUUUCUCGGUGGUCAAGGGCAAGAACCAAGGCAGCUAAGGUUGGGAAAGGUUUAUCCAAGAAUGAGAAAGCUCAGAAACUCGCGUUGCAGCAUUGGCUUGAGGCGAUCGACCCUCGGCAUCGCUAUGGACACAAUCUCCACUUCUAUUAUGAUUGUUGGCUCCACUGCGAGAGCAGGCAACCUUUCUUCUACUGGCUGGAUGUGGGUGAUGGGAAGGAGGUCAGUCUUAAAGAACAUUGCCCUCGAUCAAAGCUUCAACAACAAUGCAUCAAAUAUCUUGGCCCAAAAGAAAGGGAGGCCUAUGAAGUAAUAAUUGAGGAUGGAAAGUUCGUCUACAGGAAAAGUAGGCAAAUCCUAGACACAUCUGAGGGUACCAAAGAUGCCAAGUGGAUAUUUGUUUUAAGUACAUCAAAGAGUUUAUAUGUUGGUCAGAAGCAAAAAGGUACAUUUCAGCACUCAAGUUUUCUUGCUGGAGGAGCUACGUCUGCUGCUGGGAGAUUAGUUGUAGAAAAAGGAACACUGAAGGCUGUGUGGCCUCAUAGCGGGCAUUACCGCCCGACGGAAGAGAACUUCCAGGAAUUCAUGAAUUAUCUCAAGGAAAACAAAGUGGAUCUUACCGAUGUUAAUUUAAGUCCAACUGAGGGAGAUGAUGAGUUCCUGAAUAGACUUAGAAGCAACCGCUCCCUAAAGCUGGCUGCCAACCCUGAAUCUGCAGCACAGUCAUCGCAUGGCUCUGAUGGAACAGCAAGGAAAGCUGUGGUAACAGAGAGUGCCAAUUCGUCCAAGACAUUCGGAGGAUGGAGUGCUAUAAGUUACCUUGCUGAAUUCAAACUUGGGGCAGACAUAUUAGCAAAAAAAUCACUGAUUUUUGAUCUGUACCACAAGCUCCAGAAGCAGAUAAUCUUCAGGGACCCAGAAGAUAGUGACGAAGAAUCUGAUGAGGAAAUAAACUGCACCGCAGAUCAGAAGCGGUCCGUUUCAGAUGGAGAUGAUCAAGCAGUUGAAGAUUCAUCAGCUUCUGAACAACAGUACAUGUUCCGCAAACAAAAUCUAUUUGCAGAGGAGCAAGAGGAGGAUGAAGAUGCAUCUGUACCACAGGAAUUGAUUCUUCGGAGGAUUAACUCAAAGAAAGGAAUGAAGUCAUAUCAAUUGGGAAAGCAGUUAUCCUGCAAGUGGACCACAGGGGCUGGCCCUAGGAUUGGGUGGGUGAGGGACUAUCCCUCGGAGCUUCAGUUCCGUGCUUUAGAACAAGUUAACUUAUCUCCGAGAGAAGCUGCGCCUUCAAGAUUUGCUUUUCCCCGGAAUAUUACAUGUCAAAGCCCCAGAUUGCCAGAAGCAUCAUCACCAAAGGAGGAGUCGCAGCAACAACCACAGAAACCUGUCAGUGAUAGAUAAAGGAGAAGAAAUUCUUUGAAUUAUUGAAAUUUGUAUGUAUAAAGAUGAGAAUAUUCAAUUCAUUCGUUUUGUAGAUCUCGUAGGGGAAUAUGUUGUUUCUUAAUUAAUAUGUUGAAAGGCCAAUUUAAGCUGAUAAAUUGAAAUACUCUCCCUUGGUUAAA